AUGCCGUACUCCGACGACGUGGCCAUGAACAGAGGAAAGUUUGGACGUGAGGACUACCUGAAGUAUUUUGAUUCAGCAGUUUUCCUGAAGACGUUUCACUCUGAUAUUCAGCGAAAUGGAGGGGGACCUGAUGCCUUGGAAGAUGACGAUUUGACUGGCCGGCGGCUGCUCGACAUCGGAACAGGCCCCACAAUCCACACUGUGAUCAGCGCCUCCAACUGCUGUGACACCAUCUACCUGUCUAAAAUCGCCCCCCAGAACAGAGAGACGCUGAGAAAAUGGCUGGAGGGGACUCUGCAGCACAGCUUCAAGAGCUUCUUCCAAUAUGUGGUCGACAGGGAAGGGAAAGGAGAAAUUCCCAGUGGCAGAGAAGCCAUGUUGAAAGAUAAGAUCGUGGGGAUCUUUCCACUUGACCUUCUGCAGGCGGAGCCUCUGCUGCCAUCACUGUUUCCUACGUUUGAUAUCAUCACUUCGUCAUUGUGUAUAGAGGUUGCUGCUCCUGAUCUCGCCGGCUACGAGAUCAUAGCGAGAAGUGUAGGAAAACUUCUGAAGGAAGGAGGCCAUAUUGCUCUCUUUGGAGUUUUGGGGGGAUCUUUCUACCAAGUGGGCAGCCACACAUUCUACUGCCUCAAGAUCAGUGGAGAACAGGUCCAAGAUAUCUGGAAACGAUCCGGAUUCAAAAUUGUUGGCUGGAAGCAAAAUGCUUCCCUUGGUCAACAUGAUACUUCAUUGUCAGAUUUUGAAGGUGUGUUUCACAUGGUAGCACAGAAGUGUCUUUAAUGAGGAGCAAUA
Haliotis rufescens (red abalone) is the source of this 792-nucleotide messenger RNA. Its product is annotated as phenylethanolamine N-methyltransferase-like. Gene Ontology annotation, molecular function: N-methyltransferase activity. Gene Ontology annotation, cellular component: cytosol. The coding region runs from base 1 to 780 and encodes 259 amino acids. The transcript has 4 exons. The record is from RefSeq and is a predicted model, not a curated record. Lineage: Eukaryota; Metazoa; Mollusca; Gastropoda; Lepetellida; Haliotidae.